AUGCAAAAGCUCUUAACUAUUUUGGCCAUUGUUGGUCUACGAAUCCUUGCGACAACGGCCCAAACUUGCAAAGAGUGUCAGACAGCAAAUUCGGCCUAUUGCUACAAUCAAACGCAUUAUUACAACUGCAUGAAAAAUGAGAUAACGGGAGACUUGGAAGCCUGCGACACGGGACUAGUUUGCAGCAAUAGCCCGGCUGUUUGUGUGACCGCGGCCGAAAUAACAGAUCCAAUUGUGGAUGUAUGUGGAUCCAGUGGCACUGGCAAUUGUGGCAGUUGCAGUGGCACCACCACCACCUUCACCUGUGUCAGCAGUAAUCAAUUUGCACGCUGUGUCAGUGGAGUGGCAUCAGGCGUUUACGAUUGUGGGGCCAAUGAAGUCUGUGUGCUAAGUGCCUUUACGGAUUAUGGUAGCAUUUGUGUACCCAAUUGUACACUAUCCUUUUUGGAUCUAGAGGCCACUUGCAGCAAUGAUGGCAGUGUGAAAACGACCACAGUGGCUCCUUCUACAACAACUGGCGUUUAUACAAAUGUCUGCGAUGAUGCUGCAUCGAGCACUAAAUUGUAUUUCUAUACCAUUAAUACCGAGGAUAGCUCUUGCAGAAGCUACAUUUACUGUCAAAGAGCUAGCACAAGUGCUGCCUUCAAUACGGCUCUUUAUAUCUCGUGUCCGACAGACAAACCGUACUACGAUAAUACCCAGAACGCUUGUGUGACCACCAAGCCAAGUGGUUGCUAA
Molecule: messenger RNA, 738 nt
Organism: Drosophila willistoni
Lineage: Eukaryota; Metazoa; Arthropoda; Insecta; Diptera; Drosophilidae
Exons: 3
Coding region: 1-738 (245 amino acids)
Cellular component (GO): extracellular region
Molecular function (GO): chitin binding
Source: RefSeq, a predicted model, not a curated record